AUGGAGGACGACAUCCGCAACGCCAACAUCUCCAACCUCAAAUUCUCCUCCCAAAUCGACGGGAUCCUAAAACACGCCGGCCCGCGCGACAACGCCAAGCGCUGGGCGCGGAAUCUCCGCUUCCUCACUUUCGACAACGGCGCCGACCAACACGAUGCCGCAACCUCGACCCCGACCCGGGGGCAAUGCCGGCGAUGCGCCGAGAGGGUCCCGGCGCCGGCGGGGCACAUGUGCGCCGCGCACGCCAACAUCCGGCCCACCCCGGAGUCGCUGGCGGCGUGGGAACUGAAGCUGGCCGAUUUCCCGGACCCGUGCACCCAUGUAGAGGAUUUGACCUGCGACGGGUGCCAGCAUGUUCCUCUCUUCCCGAAUACGGGGACGGUCUCGACGUUCCGGAUUCGAAGGGCUGUGGUGACGGAGGAGGAUGCGGUGUUUUCGGAGUGUCGCCAUUUUGUAGCUGUGUCGUACUGCUGGGAAAGCCAGCCGUCGGAUGAUGACGGCGAGGCAGCGUCUCUUCCGCCGUAUACCGUUAUCGAAGAGGAUGGCACAAAACGCGCGAUGAGGGCUCCCCGCGCCACGAUUGACCGCGUGGUGAGAUUUGCGAGGGAGAAUGGGUUUCGAAUGAUAUGGAUUGACCAAGAGUGCAUCGACCAAGCCAACCCCUCCGAAAAGGAACUCGGCAUCCAGUCAAUGGACCUCGUCUACCAGCGCGCGCACACCUGCAUCGGCCUCAUGUCCACCCUCUGGACCCAAGCCCACCUCGAAGCCCUCCUCCUCCAAGCCGAGCUCCGCCACGAAGACUCCGGCGCCGCCUCCCCCCACCGCCGCGGCGCCGCCCCCGUCCGCAAACCUCGCCCUCCGAUGCAGCACUUCGCCAACGACCUCAUCUCCGCCGUCUUCGCGCUCAUCACCGACCGCUGGACAACCAGAGCCUGGGUCCUCCAGGAAUCCUUCGUGUCCGCCGACCGCAUGCUGCUCCUCUUCCCCCGCGACCCCUCCACCGAUACCACAGGCUGGUGGCUAAUCUGCCACGAAAAGUCCCUCUCCGAGACCGCAGUCUGCAUCCUCAUGCUCCAGGACGCGCUCGAGAACCACGUCCUGCCCUACCUCACCCCGCUGCUCUCUCCUUCCCCAGCAAACCCGUCGUCGUCCAUGGCCGUCGAGCUGUUCGAGAGGGUGCGCUUCUUCUACCCCCGCGCCAUCGACAACGACUUCCGCAUCGGCCUGGGCGCCGACUUCUGGGACCGCAAGCGCUGCGACGCCGCCACCGCGCUCGCCUUCCUCAACCAGCGGGAUCUGUUCCGCGUCGCGGACCGGGUGGCCAUCCUCGCGAACCUGUGCGGGUACGAGCAGCGGCUCGAUACCGUCGAACUCGAAAAGGGCGGGUACGGGCUGUCACAUUGUCUGCUGGCGCUCGCACUCCUCAACGGGGACCUGUCGUUGCUGGUGCCCGAGAUGUAUAAGACGCCGGAGGGGUAUCCGCUGUACUUCACCUUCCUCCACUCCCUCACCCGCACCCUCCGCCUCUCCGACGCAGCAACCCUCACACCCUCCUCCAACACCGCCGUCCCAGACGACCCGCGCCUCUACACCCUCUCCUCCAAAGGCCUCUCCCUCGCCGGCACCCUCUGGAAAGUAACCUCCUUCGUCUCCCUCGAGCCCAUCAAGCUCAAAUACGCCUCCGCCUGGCACCGCGCCAAACUCCCCGGCGUACCCCCCUCAACCCGCCGACAAGCCCUCACGCACAUCCUCCACGAGACCCUCACCCUCCUCAAAGCCCGCAACAUGCUCCAGCUCGCCGACGCAAUCUUCAACUCCACCUCGGACGCAAAGUACCGCGCCCAAACCCCGGACACGCCCCUCGAGUCCGUCCUGCAGAUCCCAGAGGACACAAACAUCGCGAACCGGGAUGGCAUGUUCUGGUUCAGCUGGGCGGUGGCUGAGAAGCUCCCCCACCAGGCCUGGAUCGCCGACCGCAUCAUGGAGCUCGGCGGGGUCUGGGUCGCGGAGCCCGUGGACGCGGGAUACCUCCCCUUCAACCCUCACCCACCAUCCCCCGACCCCGAGUCCGAGCCCGCCGCCGCAGUGCCGGGGGCGGAACAAUGGCCCUCCCUCCUCUCAGACCUCGACCCGUCCGCCAUGAUCUCCUUCUUCCGCUCCACCUCCGCCCACCUGUCCACCCAAACCCACGCGGAACGCCUGCUGCAGAUAUCCCUCCUAACCAAAUUCAUCGACCUCAUGAACGACCGCUUUCUCAGCACCUCAUCACGCUCAAAAUCCGCCAGUCCGCUGCGCAACAUGGUUCCGAUACGGAUGUACUCUGGCCUCCUGGCCGGCCAAAUCUCCGCGUCAGAGUUCACCGACCGCCGGGCUGUCUUCGACCUCGGCGGGGAGGAUGCGCUGGGCACGCUGGUGCUGACGCCGUUCCAGGCACAGCUGGAGUCGAUCCCGCGGUCGAAGACGCGGGGGCUCAGCGUGUCGUGGGUCGUGGAGGAGGUCGAGAGGAGCGAGGAUAGCGGGGUCGGCGAGGAGGAAGAGAUGAGGUUCCGGGUGAUGGGGACGGUGAAGGGGAUGUGGCGGUUUACGUUGCUUCAUUCUGGGCGGUAUACAUUGGUAUGA
Molecule: messenger RNA, 2619 nt
Organism: Colletotrichum gloeosporioides
Lineage: Eukaryota; Fungi; Ascomycota; Sordariomycetes; Glomerellales; Glomerellaceae
Exons: 3
Coding region: 1-2619 (872 amino acids)
Source: RefSeq, a predicted model, not a curated record